Messenger RNA from Malaya genurostris, 920 nucleotides. Its product is annotated as protein FRA10AC1 homolog. Gene Ontology annotation, molecular function: phosphatase activity. Gene Ontology annotation, biological process: dephosphorylation. The record is from RefSeq and is a predicted model, not a curated record. Bases 116 to 868 code for a protein of 250 amino acids. The transcript is spliced from 4 exons. Lineage: Eukaryota; Metazoa; Arthropoda; Insecta; Diptera; Culicidae.
CUGGAUAUUUUUUCGUCAAGUUUCAAUUGUUUCAAUAAUUUUGGUCUCAUUUAUUGGGAGUUCCUAUAAACAAGUGUUUCGCACUCAUAAUUCUUUCCUGAGAUCGAUUUUUGUGAUGGCUCGUCGGUUGUUCAAUCUUAAUCCGUACGAACUACACAAGCAUCUUAUCAACGAGUACAUGCUAACGAAACCGGGAGCGACUAAACAGCUACAACGUGACACUUCGCGGGACAAAACCGAUCACGAUGUAAUCCGCGAGAACCAUCGGUUCUUGUGGGAUGGUGAGGAAGUGGACUCGUGGGAAAAACAGCUGGCAAAGAAGUAUUACGAUAAACUAUUCAAGGAGUAUUGCAUAGCUGAUCUGAGUCGAUACAAAGAAAAUAUGGUAGCAAUGCGGUGGAGGAUAGAAAAAGAAGUAGUUGUCGGAAAAGGGCAGUUUAUUUGCGGAAGCCGAGUUUGUGAGGAACGAGAAACUCUGCGUAGUUGGGAGGUAAAUUUUGCUUACAUGGAACAAGGAGCUAAAAAAAAUGCCUUGGUGAAGUUGCGAUUGUGCCCUAAGUGCUCGGAUAAAUUGAACUAUCGUUCGAAAAAACGCGAGAUUAAACGCUUGAGAAAGCGUCAACGCCAAAACGGAACUGGCAGAAUUUCUGACGAAGAAGAGGGUUCACAUAACACACGGGAGGAACAAACAAAUGACAACAAAAACGAAGGUAUUGAGCUUUCGCAAGUGGUCGACAAUCAAUCGGAAGAAUAUGAAGCACCAAGCUCGUCUACAAACGCAGACAAUUGUUGGUUAAAAGGAACAGACCUCGAAGAGAAAUCCAGAGAAGAAGAAUUCGACGAAUAUUUGGAGGAUUUACUGUUAUAAUACAAAAUCCGUCUUAAACCUUAAACUGUCAAUAGAUUAUAUCACUUCGUAA